CUCGCAUCUACAGUUGGCUUCUGGAGGAGUAAAGGUCUAUAGACUUUUGCACAAAAAUGUGGACAAAAAGCCUCUCCAGAUGAGUUAAAGUAGCACUAUUUUACCAACUAAAUUUAACUUCCUAUAAUGAAAAUGAAAGCAUUUAUUUUAAUAACUGGAUUGCUCUCUCUCCCUUCUAGCCUAACUGGACAUCAACAUAAGAACAGCUCCGCAAGUCCAAACGUAUCCAGCAGAACCUUUCACGGAAUUCAACAAGGAAUUUACGAGUGCUUUCCCCUACCUGAUAUGGAAGAUUCAACAACAUCUACUCUCAGAGAAUACAAAUGCUCUUCAGGAAAGUCAAAUGAUUCAACACUGAAAGUGAAUAAUACCACAAUACAGUAUCUGAACAGCUCUUUGAGCACCAAACUAAUACCUGCAGUGUAUCUAACUGUAGUUUUAUUAGGCAUACCAUCCAACACCAUCACUCUAUGGAUGCUAUUUUUCAGAAUAAGAUCGGUUUGUACAGCCAUAUUCUACACAAAUUUAGCAAUUUCAGAUCUUCUGUUCUGUAUCAUGCUGCCAUUCAAGAUAGCAUACCACUUCAAUGGAAACAACUGGAUUUUUGGGGAAGUCAUGUGUCGAACUAUGACUGCUAUUUUCUAUGGCAAUAUGUAUUGCUCCAUUCUACUUCUCUCAUGUAUCAGCAUCAGUCGUUAUGUAGCCAUCAUUCACCCUUUCACCUACAGGAGUCUACCAAAACGAACCUAUGCAAUCCUAGUUUGCUGCACAGUAUGGGCAAUUGUUUUUCUGUACAUGCUACCAUUCUACAUAACUAAGCAGAGCUACUGCUUGGAACAAUUAAAUAUUUGUACCUGCCAUGAUGUACAAAAUGCCAUGGAGAGUUUAUCAUUCCGAUUUUAUUAUUUUAUUUGUUUAGCAUUCUUUGGAUUUGUAAUCCCACUGACCAUAACUGUUUUCUGUUAUAUUGCUAUUAUUCAAACACUAAACAUUUAUGAGCAGAAAUGGCUAUGGUAUGUUAAAAUAAGUCUUUUAACCCUUACAAUUUUUGCUAUUUGCUUCAUACCAAGCAAUAUCAUACUUAUUGUUCACCACGUUAACUACUAUUACAACAAGAGAGAUGACUUAUAUUUUUUUUAUCUUAUUGCUUUAUGUCUAAGCAGUUUGAAUAGUUGCCUUGAUCCAUUCCUUUACUUUUUGAUGUCCAAAGUCAAGGAUCAAUCAAAUAUUUAUCUAACAAUGGUCAAAAUAUCUAGGGAAGAAUGA
Alligator sinensis (Chinese alligator) is the source of this 1266-nucleotide messenger RNA. It is a transcript of the gene F2RL2, whose product is annotated as coagulation factor II thrombin receptor like 2. Gene Ontology annotation, molecular function: thrombin-activated receptor activity. The record is from RefSeq and is a predicted model, not a curated record. NCBI's taxonomy places the organism in Eukaryota, Metazoa, Chordata, Crocodylia, Alligatoridae. Gene Ontology annotation, biological process: phospholipase C-activating G protein-coupled receptor signaling pathway; thrombin-activated receptor signaling pathway; positive regulation of Rho protein signal transduction. Gene Ontology annotation, cellular component: membrane. The transcript has 2 exons. The coding region runs from base 127 to 1266 and encodes 379 amino acids.